GAACCUAGAGAGAGAGGAAAACAAGAUCCGCAGAGGGGUGGUGUAAAUCUAGAGAGCGAAAGACAAUGGUUCAGAAGUCCAUGAUCUCUCUACACUGCUGCUCAAUCCCAGUCCUCAUCUCCUCACUCCUCCUCUCUCUCCUCUCUUUCUUUGUCUUCCACCUCUCCACCCUCAACACCCACCACUUUCUCUCUCUAACCCACUUCUCUCCUCUCUCUAACCCGAACCCCUCACCCCAACUCAAUGUCUUUGUUGCAGAGCUCCCCACCUCUCUCAACUAUGGUCUCCUAGGAGAAUACUGGUCUCUCCAUGAUACCAGGCUUGGCCAUGAAGCAGAUGCGGCUUUGAGAGCCUCUGGUUCUUCAAAAAUGGAGUUUCCACCAUAUCCAGAAAACCCAUUGAUAAAACAGUACAGUGCGGAGUAUUGGUUACUGGGUGAUCUCAUGACGCCUGAGAAAUUGAGGGGAAAUUCAGUGGCUAAGAGGGUGUACAGGGCUGAAGAUGCAGAUGUGAUUCUUGUGCCAUUUUUUGCGACUUUGAGUGCUGAGAUGCAAUUGAGUCAGGCUAAGGGGAAAUUUAGAGGGAAGAAAGAGAAUGAUGAUUAUUUGAGGCAGAGAGAGGUGAUGGACCUGGUCAUGGGGUCCGAAGCGUGGAAGAGAUCGGGUGGGCGAGAUCAUGUGUUUGUUUUGACAGACCCAGUUGCAAUGUGGCAUGUUAAAGAGGAAAUAGCUUCGGCAGUGCUGCUCGUCGUUGAUUUCGGUGGGUGGUAUAGGCAAGAUUCAAAGGCUUCCUCUGGUAACUCUUCAGGAAUGAUACACCAUACCCAAGUCUCGUUACUUAAGGAUGUGAUUGUGCCAUACACUCAUCUCCUCCCUAGACUUCACUUGUCAGAAGAUGCGGAGAGGCAUACACUUCUCUACUUCAAGGGAGCUAAACAUAGGCAUCGGGGUGGCCUUGUUCGCGAAAAAUUGUGGGAUUUGCUUGAGAAUGAGCCUGGUGUUGUUAUGGAGGAAGGCUUCCCUAAUGCCACAGGCAUGGAGCAAUCCAUAAGAGGGAUGCGGAGCUCCGAGUUUUGUUUGCACCCUGCUGGAGACACCCCAACUUCUUGCCGGCUUUUUGAUGCAAUUCAAAGCCUUUGUAUCCCUCUUAUUGUAAGUGACAAUAUAGAGCUCCCGUUCGAGGGUAUCAUUGACUAUUCUUCAUUUUCAGUAUUUGUCUCUGUUAGUAAAGCAAUGGAGCCAAAAUGGCUCUUGGGUCAUUUGAGAAGCUUCUUAAAAGAGCAGAGAGAUUCUUUUCGUAAGAAGCUUGCUCAAGUUCAGCCUAUUUUUGAGUUUGAUAAUGGCCAUCCUGGUGGUAUUGGGCCAAUAGCUACUGAUGGUGCAGUGAAUAACAUAUGGAGGAAGAUACAUGAGAAAGUGCCUAUGAUCAGGGAAGCCAUAGUAAGAGAAAAGAGGAAACCAGAAGGCACAUCCAUUCCGCUUCGUUGCCACUGUACAUGACAUUCAAUUGAAGUUUUGAUGCUUUUUUUUUUUUUGCUUAUUAAUGACCGAAAUUUGCAAUGUCUUUGAGUUGUGAAUCUUGUAGCCAUGGUUAGAGGAUGUAUAAUAGCUUCUGUUUGACCAUCCUAA
Amborella trichopoda is the source of this 1628-nucleotide messenger RNA. RefSeq names its product Exostosin family protein. Lineage: Eukaryota; Viridiplantae; Streptophyta; Magnoliopsida; Amborellales; Amborellaceae. Gene Ontology annotation, molecular function: glycosyltransferase activity. The record is from RefSeq and is a predicted model, not a curated record.